GAAAGUGAAGGAGAGAGAAGAAAAGAAGCAAGAAAAGGACGACGAAAAAAAAGGCAAAAAAAAAAAAAAAACCUACAGUAAUGGCAAUAACCUUAUUUAAAAUUCCCGCGCUAAGGGAGGGCUCAGUGCCAUCUGGCGGCGGAAGUCAACAACUGGAUGUCAACAAAACCAGCUGAUUUUUACCACUUUUAUGAAGGAAGAAAUACGAUGGCGAUUAAGUAGUAUCAGUCAUGUGGGUCAAACCAGAGGAAGUGCUGAUGGCCGGGGGGUUCUGGGACACAGAAGGGGCCAACACAUACUUCCUUCUCCAGCAACGCAAGGGGUCUGGCAAUGCCUCCUCACGUGGCCUUGCUGGGCUCCUCAUCGGCACACUGGAUUCGGUUUUUGACACGAAGCCACCCCCUUUUCGGAUACUGCACCAGACCCCUUCUUCAGAGCUUUAUUACAUUGUGGCUGUGUCAUUGAAGAAGGAGGAAAUAGAUGAACACUGGGAAUGGUUGGAGAGGAACUUGAUGAGUAUCUUAGCGACUUUCGACAAAGAUGAAGACAUUACAGAUUUUGUGCGCUGCAAGGUGGAGUCCCUGGUGGCAAAUUCUACCAUUAUUGAUCCACAGAACACACCUGAUCCAGAUUCAGAAACGUUUAAGGCAGUUUCCUUCAAGUUUAAGAAACUAUUCAACAUGCCUGAAGGGGAGAAGCUUGUGAACUACUAUUCCUGCAGUUAUUGGCACAACCGCUUACCCAGACAAGGCUGGUUGUACUUGAGCGUAAACUACCUCUGUUUCUACUCCUUCCUUCUCGGCAAGGAGACUCGGGUCAUUGUGCGAUGGAGGGAUGUAACACUGCUCGAUUGCACCAAUGCCCUGAUCUUUCCCGACAGCAUUAGGGUCUCAACGAGGGAUCAUGAGCACUACUUCUCAAUGCUUUUGAGAAAGAAGGAAACCUAUGAACUCAUGGAGCAGUUAGCAAACAUGGCAAUGAAACAGUUAAUAAAUGAUGAAGAAUUUACAGAAGAUAAGGAUUUGUUGACCAAAGUAAGUAAAAAAGUACCAAAGAAACCAUCAUUCUUGAAAAGGGACCUGGAUGCUCGAGCUCAUUCGGACAUGUACCGUAGUAAAUUUAGAUUACCACUGAGUGAGAAACUAGAUGGUUCCACUACCUGUUCCCUCUGGACUCCCUACAAAAAGGUUUAUGUCAGUGGAACCUUAUAUAUUUCCCUCAACUAUAUCUGCUUUGACAGCAAGAUUGCCAACCUAGUGAGUGUGGUAUGUCCUUUGCGUGAUGUGCAAAGUGUAGAGCGUGUGGAUAGCGUAAAAGGAAACGCAACUGUGAAACGUGCUCUGUUCAUCUGCACAACACAGUCCAGCUCAACCAACUCCUUCCUCUUUAUUGAUGUCGGGGAUCGUGACUUUGUCAUAAACAAACUGUCUGAGAUGUUGGGCAAGAGUAUUCCCACAAAGAAUGCUCUUCCAGAUCACUUGUCCUUUGGAGGUUCUAAGGUCGGCAGUCGUUCCAACUCGGUCUGUGAUGACAGAAGUGAAGACAUCAGUCUCAGCAGUCUGAGUUUGGGCAGUACUGCUGAUAGCAACACCACUCUGGUGUCAGAAACUCCUGAAGCAGAGACUACAACCCUGCCCCUGAGAACUCUUUGUCCUGUCCUUGAUGAAGAUGUGGAAGAGGAAGAAAGAGUGAGAAGAAAAGAGCACAUUUGGGAGAGACACUGGGCAGAGUAUGGCCGAGGGGUCACCAUGUACAGGACAGUAGAAACAGCACGCCUCGUCCUGGAGGGUCUUCCAGACUCUGUGCGGCCUGAAAUAUGGAUGGUGUUUUCUGGUGCUAUCAACGAACUGGCAACGAACGUAGGAAGUUAUGAACAGGCUGUGGUAGCUGGCCUAAAGAGAGGAGGUCCUGCUAAUGACGAGAUUGAGAGAGACCUGCACCGUUCCCUUCCAGAGCACCCUGCUUUCCAAAGUGAAAUGGGGAUAUCAGCACUAAGACGUGUUCUCUGUGCUUAUGCCUGGAGGAACCCUGCUAUUGGUUACUGCCAGGCAAUGAAUAUUGUCGCAUCAGUGCUCCUUGUGUAUUGCAACGAAGAGGAGUCCUUCUGGCUCCUGGCAGCACUCAGUGAACGCCUUCUUCCCGACUAUUACAACACUAGGGUAGUCGGGGCUCUUGUUGAUCAGGGGGUGCUUGAGGACCUCAUUCUGGACCAUUUGCCUGGCCUUCACAAUAAGCUGUCUGAAUUAGGCAUCAUUUCUCUGAUCUCGCUCUCUUGGUUUCUUACUCUCUUCCUCAGUGUUAUGCCAUUUGAAGCAGCCGUUCAUGUGGUCGAUUGCUUUUUCUACGAUGGUGCACGUGUUGUAUUUAUGGUCGCCCUUGCUAUCUUGGAAGCAAACAAAGAGACACUAGAGAAUUGUGGUGAUGAAGGGGAAGCCAUGAUGGUCCUUUCUGAUUACCUAAGUUCCAUUACAAGUCCUGCGGCUCGUUAUGCCAAGCGGAGAUCGAGUGUAUCAGGAGACAAACAGGCCGAUUCACCAGAAAAGUUGGUCAACAUCACAGAAAUUAUAGAAGCCGCCUACACUGGCUACGGCUUUAUCACCAACGUGGCCAUUGAAAGACUCCGUGUGAAGCACAGGUUGCGUGUAGUGCAGACACUGGAGGACACGGUAAUGAGAAACACCCUGCGCACUGUGGGACCAGAUUGUAUGCUGGGGGAGGAAGAUCUCAAGGAAUUAGUGGUAUAUGUACGCAGUGAGCAGAUUCUAGGUGGAGAUGACAAGGAACUCCGUCAGCGAAAUAACUCAGGAAAUCCACUAAAUCAAGAGGGAUAUGCCUUAGGCUAUGAAACAUUCCGACAGCUGUUUCUGGCAGUCUCUCCCUGGGGACAGGGUGAUCGGGCAGAGACUUUAACAACAAGCAUGUUUAACAUGUUAGAUGUUGAUGGAUCCCAUGUCCUUAGUUUCCGGUCUGUGGCCUGGCUCUUUGGUGUCCUGUGCGGCAGAGACUUUGCCCGAAAGCUGCGAUUGUUCUACUACCUGCAUUUAGCCUUCCCUCCAAACAUAGACGAAGUUGAUAGGCCAAGAAAACCCGAGGAAAUAGAGGAAGAGGCAGCUGUGGAGGCUGAAGAAUAUUUCGACUUUAUGGACGACGGCCCAAAGAAGGGGAAAGUCGACCUGGAGGUACCUGAUGACACGGAUUCCCACACGACAGAGACAUCACCUAAGCAGGAAUACUGUGAUGCCUUGACAGGUCUGGCAACAAUACACAACCGUGACUACCGCAUGUAUGAGCAGCGGUUCUUACCCACCAUGAACCAGGAACAGUUUAUUAACAUGUGGCGUUCUGUGUACAGCUUCUUUGCCCUCGAGACCAACCAAGACAUAUUCACAUCGCUGUCAAGAGUUGGUACACUGUUGCUGCAGAUUGGGGAAGUCGGACGGAAAGUGAGAGAGUCAUCAUCGAAAUCCAACAGUGGAAAUGCUAGUGAUGUAGGAGAAAUGGCAUCAGGAAGUGACCCAGAACUUGACAAAACUAGUGGCAUUGUGUCAGACAUGUCAGCCGCAACCACUGUAGAGGGAGAGCCGUGGUGUUCACAGCAAGCCAACAAAGAGGUCUCUCAUGCCUCAGACAAGUGUUCGAGUAGCACCGCAGACACGCCAGAGGAACCCCAGAAGAGUUCAGGGGCUGAUAUAGAAGGUCCUCUCAGUGAUACAAAACAGGAAGAGGUUCAGGAGAAGGAGACACAGGACAAGACGGCCAAGGAGGGUGGACACUCCCCAGAUAACUGUGAUGAUUCGGGCCAGUCCAGCCGGCACUCCUCCCUCUCGCAGCCUUCCCAUCAAGAGUGGAGUAUAUCCUUUGAACAGUUCCUGGCCAACAUAGCCAAUGAGGAGAGACUAGUGUCCUUCUUCGAAAAGCCUGUUGAUUUAGCGCAAGAGGUACAAAAGUUAAGAAAAAGACAGGCGCUUAGCACUAAUGGCAUGAUUGGAUCAUUGGCAUCAUCACCGUUGUAAAAUUUUGUUUUCCAUAGACAUUUAAAUUAUAUUUAGAGCACUUGUAUAUGUAUAGUCUAUAAUGUUGUGAUUCAAGAUAUAUGUCUUUCUCAUGCUGAUCUGUAUAAUCAUUUUCUUUAGAAUGUACUGAUGAUGUGAUAUAGUUAAUCCUUGUGAAUUAAUAAAACAGAUGAUAAAUUAUGAGAUACUGAAAGUAGUGUAUGUAUGUGAGCACUAACCAUCUAUGUCAGUAAAACUUUUAGUUCACAUUGAAGAGAAGCUUUCAGUUUUAUUAGUUGACUGUGACUGAAAUUGCACAUGACAAAUCCUAAUAAUGUUACUGUAAUUAAUUUCAGGUAGGUUCUGUAAUGUAUGUUUGUCCUUGCCAUAUGUAUUCUUUGGUUGCAGUAUUCAGAAGUUAUUUCAGGUAAUGCCAUGUAUUUAUCUGUAAGGUAUUAGGGGGCAUUCAUUUUUCUUUUUAUAUGAUAUUGGUGGUUUUAAAAAAAUUGUUUAUUGUUAAGUGUGUAUGUAAUGUUAGAAUUAAUUUUAAUGCAUUUUUCUCUUUUAUAGAGGUUGGGUGCAGCAGUAAACCUAAUUUGGGUUUCCCUUUUUUUUUCUUUGUAAUAGGUAUGGAGCAUGCUAUUGCCAUAUCAAAUGUCAGGUCUGUUUUAAAGAUGGCAUUUUGACUAUUAAAAUGGUAACUAUUCCAAAUCACUAAGGAAGGCAACGCUGUUCAUUGAACUUCAUUAGUGUAUGUGGCCUUUAGUUACACUGAAACCAGAUAGGGACUUAUACAGAAAAACAGACAGACACACAGACAGGUAGGAAAACAGAGACAGAGACACAAAACAGACAGAUAGAGAAGUAGAUUGAUAGACAGAAGACAGAAAAUUAUGCCAUGGGAACUUGUUUGGUGCCAUGAUUUGGAAAUAUACUGAUUAUUGUAUUCUGUGAGUUAUGUAUGUAUUUUUAAUAAGCAAAUUAAAAGCUAAAAAUCUGAAAAAAAUGUAUGUGUAUAGACUUCAUAAAAGAAUUGAUUUAUUUUGUAUGAAAUUUGCCAUGAUGAAGGUUUUCUGCUUAUGGGGAAAGAUCAGUUUUGAAAUUAGUUUUUAUGAAAAACAUCUUACUUGCUCAUAUAUUAUGUGAAAUAUAUGGAAAAGAAAGAAAGUUCAUUGGCUUUGUGAAUGAACUCUGAUGUACUACUAAACAAAUCGAGCAAGUCACUGGACAGCAAAAUUCAUGGGGAGAUCUGUAGAAUUCAAGCAAGUUAGGUGAGCUCACGAGGGUGCUGAUGACAUGCAUCCUUCUAGAACACUGGGUACUCUGGCUUGUGUCUGUGGUCCCUAAGAAAGAACAUUUUUAAAUUGGAAGGCAGCAAUUUCCUUCAGUUUAUGACCAUCGUCUAUGAUAGGAGCUUUAUCAUAACAAAAUUGUCUAACCUUUAUUAAAAGCUCAUUCAAAAAGUUUCCAACCCUUUUGCAAAUUUUGAAGUGACUAUGAAAGGCUAGUCAUGGCUAGGUUCUGCAGUAUGGUAAUGCUCUUAAUCUUUUAUAAACAUUUUUCAAAGUUGACAGGAAAGGAAAAAAGUGAAGGGCGAUUUUGGGGGGAACUUUUAAAAUAUAUUACUGUAACUUUGCUCUAGAUUUUGUUUAGUAAGCAUUGGGUUUCAUCAGAAAUUAAUAUGCUGUUUAGUUUUUGAGUUUACUCAUUUUUUUGAAGACACUUUAUAAGUUCUUUAUGAAAAAGCAAAAUGUUCAAUAGAAAAAACUAACUUGGUAAUGCUGAUAUUCAUAAUUAAGCAUCACAGUAGAAACUGGUAUAACAUUCAACUAUUUCAUUAAGUGUAUAAUAAUAAUUUCUGUCAAAAACUGAUUUCUCCCUGAAGUGCAUGUAUACAUUCCCCAUCCACUGUGGUUUGUUUUAUUGAUUUUGAUUACACUAGAUGGCUCUAGAGUUUUUUUCUCCAAAUGAUUAAUUACUAGGCUUAGGUGAACUUGCUUGUUUAACUAAUUUCUUGAUUUUUGAAAUAGCAAUAGCAACAAUAAAAUAAUUGAUAAUGAUAUUAAUGGUAUUAGAUGUAAAACAGUUUUUCACAAAAAAUCAAGGAAUUGGGUAAAUAGUUCAGAUCAGUUGGGCUUUGUAACUGACUCCUUGGUGACUUAAGUGUUUGUGAAGUCAUCUAUGUGUAAACAAAAUUGGUAAAACAAAACUACUAUGAACAAUACAUGUAUCUGGCACUAAUUGAUUAAGAAACGAGAAUUUGAAUUUCCCAGUUGCUGUCUGAUGAUCUUAUGAAAAAUUACUAUAGGAUCAUUAUUCCCCAGAUUUCAUAUGAUGAGAUUUCAAAAUAGUAUAUGAGGAAUGUUAAUAAAAAAAACAAAAAAAAAAAGUAAAUAGUGGCAGAGGAAUCAUCCAUUGUGCUGGAAACAGAUCUCUUAGUGCUUUAUAUAAUGAAGCUCCAUCAAAAAGAUGCUUUUAACACAAGCACAACUCUUCAGUAGAACACAAAAUAGAAGCAAGCAGAUGUAGCGAUAUGGCACAGAGAGGCUGUGUUAUCUUUGGUUCACCCACCUAAUAUUGUUCACUUGUAGAUAGAAGUAUAUUUAUUUAGACCGUGUACCUUCUGUGAAAUACGGAGGAGACAGAACUACAUAACUGACCUUAACACACAUCAGUGUUUCUUAUCAUAAACAAGAUAUUUGCUCCUGUUCUGCUUCAUGAUGUGCUCAAAGAGUUGAUGGGUGAGUUCCUCCAAGUGUAUGAUUGAAUCUUAUAUUGUAUAAUUAUGUUGCUAGUAUUUAUCAUAGCCUCUCAACUUGACAUUUUGGACCUGAUGCUGACAGUUUGACAAUGGGCCAAGAAAGAUUUGUGGAUGAUAUUUAAAAUGAUUUUCUUUUCACUCAAUACAGGAUUUUGUACAUAUGAAAUAUAACAAGAUGACAUUCAUUAAAUAUUCAGUUUAUUAAUCAAAGGGAAUGAGUAUAAUGAAAAUAACACUUUAUUUAAUACAUGUAGGACAACUAAACCCUCCCAGAUAGGUAAAUGUUGCAGAAGAAUACUGAAUUUCUGUCUUAUUAUGUGUAGUAUAUGAGUUAGAUAUAUUCGUAAUAUAUAAAUGCAUAUAUUUUUAGUGAUACUGAGUUAAUAAUGUUCAAAAAGUUUUACUGUGGUGCUCAUCAGAUCAUUUUGAAAACUUGAUUGCAAUUAAUUGUGCUUUUGAUUACAGUCUUACACUAAUGGAUUAUGUAAAUAGAUUUGUAACAAAUGCAUGAUGAAUUCAGAAAUUAUUUUUGCCAUCUCUGCAGAAAAGAAAAACCUAGUAUGGUUGUGAUUAUACAUUGACAAACAAGUACUGAAAGAUCCUUUGUGUUGUGAAGAAAUGUAUUUACAUAUAUAUAUACACAGACAUCUCUAUUAGGUAACAUGUUUAUAAGUUGCAUACCUUGAAAGUGGGAGAAGGAAUAUGGAUAAUAUCAUUGUGUUAGAGCAAAUGUCAUGUGCCACAGAAUGCAGUUUACAGAUAACUCUGGUAUUUUACAAUUUGUAUAGUUUCAUGUGCCCCUUUGUCCUUGUCAUUGAAAAGAUGACAAUGACCAUGCAUAGAUUUUUUAGCCGAUUUUUACAUUUAUUCAUGUGAUUUGAGUUUUUGGCUGAAUUAUAUAAUACAGUUGUAUUUAAUUCUAUUCACUUAUGAUUUAUUUAAAAGUAAAGUAUUCUGUGAGUGUAAUGAUUGUCAAAAUUUUUCUUUAUGCACCAGUAAUUUUAUGAUAAUUGAUGACAGGUAUUGUUACAGAAACUGGGAUACUCGGAGUAGAUUCAUUAAUGGAGAAUCAUGAGCAUUUAUUUUUUUAUUGCAUAUUAGCUUAGAAAGAGGAAGAAAAUGUGACUGUCCAUAGUGACUUCAAUAUAAUAAUGUUCAUAUUUUGACUUAAUAUCAAUAAUGUCCUCAGUGCUUUUGAACAAAAGCAUUUAAAAUAUGUAGAAGUCUUUGGUCUGGCAUUUAAUGAAAUAAAAGUUUGUUAAGUAUAAUGCUUAAACUAUUCUUGAUUAAUAAGGCUUUUAAAUAUCUGAUUUACAAGGUUAUUUCCAAUCAUAUAUCUUUAUCUCUAAUAGUUUUAUGAGUGUGUAUCUGUGUAAGCAUGUGUAGGCCUGGUUUAUAAAGACAGUUUUUCAUAUUAAUAUGAAUAAUGAACACAUGAAUAAAAAGUUCCUUUUAUCUUUAAUACUAAAAUUUCAUAAUGGACUUGUACCUGAAAUUUUAGCAUGACAAAGCACUGCACCAUAAUAAAUAAUUGAAAAUAA
Messenger RNA from Penaeus monodon (black tiger shrimp), 8294 nucleotides. RefSeq names its product TBC1 domain family member 9-like (gene Tbc1d8-9). Lineage: Eukaryota; Metazoa; Arthropoda; Malacostraca; Decapoda; Penaeidae. The transcript is spliced from 24 exons. The coding region runs from base 231 to 4013 and encodes 1260 amino acids. The record is from RefSeq and is a predicted model, not a curated record.